UUGAACUCUGCGGAGUUUGUUUUGAUGGAGCUCGACGUACUGGAAAUUUGUAAACAAUAACGAAUGCGGCCACUUGAAAGAUAGUAGUCUAACGACAAGGUAAACGAUGGACGAAAUCAACCUCCAUUACCGCUUUAUGAACUGGAGGCGGAGGAUACGGGAGGUGCGGGCCGUGCGGUACCGCGAGCGGUUCAAGAGGAUGAUGAGGGAUGGAGAAGUGCUCAGUUACCAAGGGAACUCUGAUGAAGUUGGCUGCUACGUGGCUCCAAGGCCGUUAUCCAAAGGAAACUGCUACUUUGAGGUGGGCAAUCACUCACCCACGGUGGCACCAUCUGCCCGAAGGGGAUGCGCUUCUUCAUCCAUGACCCGCCAUCCUCCUCUGGGCAAACAACAUGCAAGGCUGUACAAUGGGAACACUAUUGGACAGCAGUUUGGUCCCAAGUGUAACCGUGGCGAUCGUAUUGGCUGUGGGAUCUAUCUAGAGGCAUUCGAGGAUGGACAAACAACGGUCUUCUUCACCAAAAAUGGAAAAGAAUUGGGCACGGUGGUGGUCCCAGCGUCUCCAGAGGCGCUCUGCCCGGCCGUGGGGAUGCACUCCCUGGGGGAGGAGGUGCAGCUGGACCUGCAAGUGGAGUGGGGGAUGGAGAAGGAAGACGGACUGAUGAUAGUGGACAGCCACGAGGACGAGUGGAGGCGUCUCCAUGACGUCAGGGUCACCGGCUCGGAUUACCCCAAAAACAGACACCCUGGCUGGAGCAGGGGCUCCAUAGCCUAUCAUGCAGAUGAUGGGAAGCUCUUCCAGGGUAGUGGGGUGGGGGACGCCUUUGGCCCUCGCUGUUUUGAGGGGGACGUCAUGGGCUGUGGCAUCAUGUUCCCACGGGACUACAUCCUGGACAGUGGAGAUGACAGUGACGACGGGGACUCGGAGUUGCGGCCUAAGCAGCGGCGUGUCCAGAACGACCUCUAUAUGAACGACGAGGAGGAGGUUCGGGAGGAACUGGAGGGGGAGCAGGAGGGGAGGAAUGUCGUGGUGUUCUUUACACGGAAUGGGAAGGUGGUGGGCCGCAAGGAGGUGGCAGUGCCAGCAGGGGGGUUCUAUCCUACCAUCGGCAUGAUGAGCACCGGGGAAAAGGUCAGGGUGGACCUGCACCCCCUAAGCGGGUGAGAGGAGAGGGGGAGGAUGGAGUGAAGAGAGCAGGGACAUGACCAGAGAGAAGUGGCUCCAACACAGACAGACACACACACACACCACAAACUCGGAGGACAGGGCCAGCUCCAGGCAUAAGCGGUCGCUUAUGGCUCCAAGCCACUAGGGGGCCCCCCCAAAAAAUGUGGUUGUGCAUCAGCAAUUUUCCUCUUGGUAUGUCAGUCACUGACAGUCACUCAAUUAACCAUGUCAGCUAACUCUUUUUAGAUUGGUAAAUUAUUCUUGCCAGCUAUCUAAACUUGUAGUAAAUAUGGUCGAAUACUGACAGGUCACGCAGGAUGCAUGCCCAGCGGCCCAUUGCUUUUGUUAGUCACUUUCACUCAGAUAUCAUUAACAUGGCAAAAUGUGAAGAAUUACAGGAAAUUAACUUUAAAACAGAAAAAAAAAAUCUGCCCCAUGGCAAAAUGGGCAGAAUUGGCCAACAAAAUUUCGCUUAGGGCCCCAAUUGGCUAGAGGCCCUGUCGGGAGGAUGACGCUAGACCAAUAUGGGAGUUUAUUUGGAGUCGUCACAGUGCAGUAUCCCUCUUCUUCACAUCACUCCUGGAUCCAGCAUGUUGUCUGGGAAGUCCCACCUCAGUUUAGUUUACUCUGGGUUGACUCCUAUCAGUAGAGGAAACUCGUGCUACUAGAUAGUAUGAAGAUUAAUAUUAUUCAAAGCUGAUAUGUCAAGACUAUACUGUAUGGGUGCCUCAAAGUGCUUACUUUUAUCAUGUCAAUAAAAAAUGCUAGAACCAGUUUAAAGAGAUGCUGGACCAAUCCCAGGUCUUUAGCAACAAUCAUUCAAGUCAAGUCUUAUUAGUUCAACUAUAUUUUGAGAUUAUUAAAGGAAUGUAUUCAAAAUGCUGAAGAAAUGUAACCCACAGACAAGAAAUACAACUCUCAGGUAUGCCAAAAUCCAAAUGACGAUAACUAGGAUGUUGUGUUAUGUCAUUUCUUUCUAAGACUAUGAUAAUGCCAUAUCAUUUUAUAACGAGCACUUUAUUGUAGAUAUACUGUAUUAUGAUGCAUUACUACAGGCAUUUGAGGUUUAUUGUGGAAUUUAUAUUGUUACAUUACAUUUAUAUUGUGGAAUGACAGGUUAAAUGAAAAACUUAAUCAAGAUCUGCCUUUCUAGGCCAUUUUAAUUUGUUUUGAUUAAUCUUCUGUAAUAUCAGAACUGUACUCAAGCAAUGUGCUGAUUGAUUGUAUUUUAUGAUUUAAAAAACAGAAGAUCAUGCACUAACUGUUCCUGACCGAGUGUCAUUUGAUUUCAUAUUAGGUUCAUUUAAUCAUUGAUAUGAAUGUAUGUGUCACCUCUAAAUUGUGCACUUGUAUGCAAUGUUUAUAAAUAAAGAUGAGUAUCUAUUUAUAUAGGA
This is a messenger RNA of Salvelinus fontinalis (brook trout), 2562 nucleotides long. RefSeq names its product SPRY domain-containing protein 3-like. The record is from RefSeq and is a predicted model, not a curated record. The coding region runs from base 107 to 1165 and encodes 352 amino acids. Lineage: Eukaryota; Metazoa; Chordata; Actinopteri; Salmoniformes; Salmonidae. The transcript has 10 exons. Gene Ontology annotation, molecular function: protein binding.